This is a messenger RNA of Sporothrix schenckii 1099-18, 3273 nucleotides long. Its product is annotated as importin beta-4. Bases 1 to 3273 code for a protein of 1090 amino acids. Gene Ontology annotation, cellular component: nucleus; cytoplasm. Gene Ontology annotation, molecular function: nuclear import signal receptor activity; small GTPase binding. Gene Ontology annotation, biological process: protein import into nucleus. NCBI's taxonomy places the organism in Eukaryota, Fungi, Ascomycota, Sordariomycetes, Ophiostomatales, Ophiostomataceae. The transcript has 3 exons. The record is from RefSeq and is a predicted model, not a curated record.
AUGGACAGCCAGAAACUUGCCAGUCUGCUCCAGGAGAGCCAGGUCCCCGACACGACACGAAUCAAGGCCAUCACGGCCGAGCUCCAAAAGAACUACUAUGCGCACCCCGAGUCGCUGCUCGCCCUCAUCGAGAUCGUCUGCACCCACAGCGAUGUGACCGUCCGCCAGCAGGCCGCCGUCCAGGCCGCUCGCCUCGUGCCGCGCCACUGGAAGUCGCCUUCGGCCGACCAGAAGACCGCCGUCCGCAAGCACCUCCUGGAUGCGACCCUUCAGGAGCAGCAUGCCAAGUGCCGCCACUCGGACGCCCACCUCGUCGCCGCCAUUGCCACCUUUGACUUUGACGACGGUGAGUGGCCCGAGCUGCUGCCCGCCCUCUUCACCCUGGCCACCAGCAACGAGCCCGCCCAGCGCGAGAUCGGCUCCUACAUAAUAUACUCGACCCUCGAGGCCAACCCCGCCAUCUACAAGGACCACGUCCAGAAGCUGCUCGGCCUCUUUGCCCAGCUUAUCAAGGACCCUGCCAGCGCCGACGUCCAGGUCAACACCGUGCUGUCCGUCGGUGCCCUGCUGGUGCUGAUCGAGGCCGACGAGGACGAGGACGAGGACGCUGUGGCGGCCGUGCGCGACCUCGUGCCCCAGAUGGGCCUCGUGCUCAAGAACGCCGUCGACGCCAGCGACGACGACAAGAUCCAGGCCGUCUUUGACGUCCUGCAGCAGUUCCUCGUCUUCAGCCCGGCCUUUGUGGGCGUCCACCUCAAGAGCCUCGUCCAGUUCAUGAUCGACCUGUCCGCCAACAAGGACGCCGACGACGACGUCCGCGUCCAGGCCAUGUCCUACCUGACCCAGACCGUCCACUACCGCCGCCUCAAGAUCCAGGCCAUGCGCGACAUGGCUGCCCACCUCGUCGUCAAGAGCAUGGAGAUCCUGACCGAGAUUGGCGACGACGAGUCCAUCGACGAGGAGACCCCCGGCCACCUGGCCCUGAGCCUGCUCGACGCCCUCGCCAGCUCCCUGCCGCCCCGCCAGGUCCUCGUGCCCCUGCUGGAUGAGUUCCCCAAGUACGCCUCGUCCGCCGACCCGGCGCGGCGCAAAGCCGCGAUCCUGGCCCUCGGCAACUGCGCCGAGGGCGCCCCCGACUUUGUUAACACCCAGCUCAAGUCCAUCCUGCCCGUCGUCGUCCAGCUGCUCAACGACCCGGACGAGACCGUGCGCCACGCCUCGCUGGUCGGCCUCACCGGCCUGGCCGAGGAGAUGCCCGAGUCCAUUGCCGUCGAGCACGAGGCCAUCAUGACGGCCAUCCUCAAGAACCUGCAGGCGUCCAUGGUCCCGUCCGCCAACCCGGAGGAGACCAAGAAGAACAGCCAGGUGAUCCGGGCCGCCUGCACGGCCUUUGAUGCCGUCUCCAACGGCCUCAAGGGCGAGACCAUGAAGCAGUACGCCCUGCAGCUGAUCGAGCCCAUUGGCCAGCUGUUUGGCCACCCGGACCUGCGCGUCAAGAUUGCCGCCGCCAGCGCCCUCGGCGCCAUUGCCGAGCCGCUCGAGCAGGACUUUGCGCCCUACUUUGAGAAGAGCAUGCAGGCCCUCGGCAGCUACGUGACCAUCAAGGGCGAGGAGCUCGAGCUGCAGCUGCGCAGCGCCGUGCUCGACUCCAUCGGCCGCAUCGCCGUCGCCGUCGGCGCCAAGAUGUUCCAGCCGUACGUCGUCGACCUCAUGAAGGCCAGCGAGGAGGGCCUGACCCUUGAGGACGACCGGCUCCGUGAGAGCAGCUUCAUCUUCUGGGCCUCGCUCGCCAAGGUCUACGGCCGCGACUUCAAGCCGUUCCUGCCGGGCGUGCUCAAGGCCCUGCUGGACGCCCUCGACGGCGAGAGCGACGACACCGUCAUCAACCUGACCGACGAGGAGAAGGCCAUCAUCGCCGCCGGCGGUGUGUCGGGCAAUGUGCUGGUCGGCGGCAAGAAGGUCAAGAUUGAGGACCUCAAUGCCGAAGACCUCGACGCGUCGGACCUCAUGGGCGACAGCGACGACGACGACGAUGACGACGACGACGACUGGGCCAACAUUGACAGCGAAGCCGAGGAGAAGGAGGUCGCCAUCGAGGUGCUGGGCGACAUCAUCUCCAACGCCUGCGGCGAGGAGGAGAUGCAGGAGUUUUUGGAGAAGGCUGUGAGCGCCGCCGUCGACCUGACUGAGCACCACUACGGCGGCGUGCGCAAGGCGGCCGUCGGCAUGCUGUGGCGCUCGUAUGCGCGCGUGUGGCAGCUGACCGAGGAGUCGACGGGCAGCAAGUGGCAGCCGGGCUUCCCGCCCAAGGCGGCGCCCACACCGCUGCUGACCAAGCUGGCCGAGAUGGUUGUGCGUCCGACCCUCGACCUGUGGACCGACGAAGCUGAGCGUGAUGUCGUUACGGACGUCAACCGCAACGUGGCCGCCACCCUCGAGACCUGCGGCCCCGCCAUCCUGGCCCAGGAGAACGCCGUCCAGGAGAUUGUGUCGGUUCUCGGGCAGAUCAUCACCCGCUCGCACCCGUGCCAGCAGGACGUCGGCGACGAGGAGGAUGCGCAGACCGCCGAGGAGAGCUCCGAGUACGACUGGCUCGUGGUCGAGACCGCGCUGGACGUCGUCAUGGCCCUGGCCACGGCCAUUGGCUCUGCCUUUGGCGAGCUGUGGAAGAUCUUUGAGAAGCCCAUCACCAAGAUUGCCAGCUCCAACGAGUCGUACGAGCGCUCGGCGGCCGUCGGCACCAUUGCCAGCUGCGCCGGCGCCAUGGGCGCCACCGUCACGCCGUACACGACGCCCCUGCUCAAGCUCAUUGUGCACCGCCUCAGCGACGAGGACCUCGAGACCAAGAGCAACGCCGCCUUCGCCGCGGGCCAGCUGGUCGCCAGCUCCACGGACAGCAAGACGUACCUGGCCGCCUACCCGACGCUCCUCGAGAAGCUCGAGCGCCUGCUGGCCAUGGACGACACGGGCCACCGCAUGUACGACAACGCGGCCGGCGCGCUGUGCCGCCUGAUCACGGCGCACCCGGACCAGGUGUCGAUCCCCGACUACCUGCCCGCCGUCGUGGCGCGCCUGCCGCUCAAGGAGGACUACGAGGAGAACAAGAACAUUUACACGUGCCUCUUCCACCUGUACGAGCAUAGCGAGCCGACGGUGCAGCAGCUGACGCCGCAGCUGCUGCCCGUGUUCCAGCAGGUGCUGGGCGCGCCAGAGGAGCAGCUGGACGACGAGACGCGCGCGCUUGUGCAGCAGAUUGUGGCCAAGCUCAACUAG